Molecule: messenger RNA, 392 nt
Organism: Spinacia oleracea (spinach)
Lineage: Eukaryota; Viridiplantae; Streptophyta; Magnoliopsida; Caryophyllales; Amaranthaceae
Exons: 2
Coding region: 105-314 (69 amino acids)
Source: RefSeq, a predicted model, not a curated record
AAAUGACUCAAAACUUUAAACCAACCCAAGUAUAAUAAGAAGGAGAAGUAGGAAGAAAGAUCAACAAACAUAAAUUUGGAAAUUACUAGAUCGAUCUUUGUAAUAUGAGUGUGAAAAGUAGUUGCCUCUCCUUCUAUGUGUCCCUCCAAGAAUGUUUUGGCUAUUGCAAAGCCUUUGUUGUUGGCCAGGGUAAAAGAUUAAUGGCAAGAAACGAGAAGGAAGCAACAACAGCUGAUUUACAAACGGCUAAGAUGCAAGUGGAAGCGGCAGAUGACGCAGAUGAGAAGAAAAUGCACAUUCAUAAUUCCAACUAAAACUGUACACCUACUUGUACGAUAGUCUAAGAUUCGAAUUUGCAAAUUAAUUAUAUUACUCUGAAGUAUUAUUUUGUA